UACAUCGAAGCCAUCAGCAACAAGCAAGGCGAGCUGGAAAACUACGUCUCUGAUGGCUACAAGACGGCGCUCACAGAAGAGAGGAGACGGUUCUGCUUCCUGGUAGAGAAACAGUGCGCGGUAGCGAAGAGCGCCAUCACCUACCACGCCAAGGGGAAGGAGAUGCUGACGCAGAAGCUGCCUCUGUGGCAGCAGUCCUGCUCGGAUCCCAACAAGAUCCCGGACCGCGCUAUACAGCUGAUGCAGCAGAUGGCUGCCAGCAGCAAUGGCACCAUUAUGCCCAGCCCUCUGUCUACAUCCAAAUCCAACCUCAUCAUCUCUGACCCCAUCCCUGGUGCCAAACCUCUCCCUGUCCCCCCGGAGCUGGCACCUUUUGUAGGACGCAUGUCGGCGCAGGAGGCCAUGCCGGUGAUGAACGGAGUCUCAGGCCCAGACAGUGACGGGUACAACCACUGGUCUGAGAUGAAGCCAGCACAGCCCAAAUCUUUAUCUCCUCCCCAGCCUCAGAAGCAGCUGAGUGACUCUUACUCCAAUACACUCCCAGUUCGCAAAAACGUGCCACCGAAAAACAGCUACGUGUCAGCCGAAAACAAGACACUGCCGCGCUCCAGCUCCAUGGCCGCAGGGCUCGAGAGGAACGGCAGGACAAGGGUGCAGGCCAUUUUCUCUCAUGCUGCUGGAGAUAACAGCACCCUCCUGAGCUUCAAGGAGGGUGACCUGAUCACGCUGCUGGUUCCAGAGGCGAGGGAUGGCUGGCACUAUGGAGAGAGCGAGAAAACAAAGAUGAGGGGCUGGUUUCCUUUCUCCUACACACGGGUCCUUGACAGCGACGGCAGCGAGCGGGUCCACGCAAGCCUGCAGCAAGGGAAGAGCAGCAGCACUGGCAACUUGCUGGACAAGGACGACAUCGCCAUCCCACCGCCCGACUACGGCAUGGCCUCCCAAGCCUUCCCGACGCAAGGCGUCAACACCUUCAAGCAGAGGCCGUACAGCGUGGCCGUGCCUGCCUUCUCCCAGGGUCUCGAUGACUACGGGACGAGGUCUGUCAGCAGAAACCCCUUUGCCAACGUCCAGCUGAAGCCAACGGUGACGAACGACCGCUCGGCUCCACUCAUCAGCUGAUCCGGGAGCGCUGGUGCCCGUCGUGCCAUGCGGCACUCGCCGCCUCCUCCUCGCUGCUGUAUGUCCGGCUCUCCAGGACUUCAUUUUUUAGGCAGAGUUUAUUUAAUCCUGCUGCUUUGAAAGCCAAAGGCUAAAGCUCGUGCCCUAGUUCUCUCUUCUCUAGACCCAGCUUAUUCCUCUCGGUGGCAGAGGGUUAAACCGCUGCCACGUAGCCUGUCCUCUGCCUGAGCAGAGCCAGCG
Messenger RNA from Leptosomus discolor (cuckoo roller), 1362 nucleotides. NCBI's taxonomy places the organism in Eukaryota, Metazoa, Chordata, Aves, Leptosomiformes, Leptosomidae. The record is from RefSeq and is a predicted model, not a curated record.